Macrosiphum euphorbiae (potato aphid) is the source of this 774-nucleotide messenger RNA. The record is from the annotation of a GenBank genome assembly. Lineage: Eukaryota; Metazoa; Arthropoda; Insecta; Hemiptera; Aphididae.
AUGGAUCACUUAAAAGGUCGUGUGGCCGUGGUCACAGGCGCUAGCGCCGGCAUCGGGGCAGCAACAGCUAUUAAGCUGGUCAAGGCUGGCCUUACAGUGGUGGGAAUAGCUAGGAGGCUACAAAGACUUCAGGAUUUGAAAAAAACGAUGGAAGAAAAAAAUUUCAGUGGUCGGUUUUUUACAGUGGCGUGUGAUUUGACGAACGAAACAGACAUAUUGAACGCUUUCAAAUGGAUUGACGAAAAUAUUGGUGGUAUACAUUUUAUGAUCAACAACGCCGGAAUAAUAAGGAUAUCUAAACUUCUAGACGGUUUGACAGAACAUUGGCAAGAAUUAAUUAACUGUAAUGUAAUAGCACCUACAAUUUGUUCGAGGGAAGCUUAUAAACUGAUGAAGAAGUAUAACGUUAGUCAUGGACAUAUUAUACAAAUAAACAGUAUAACGGGCCAUUCGUAUUCAAUUAAUCCGGGCAACAAGAUGUACAAUGCGUCCAAACAGGCUCUUAGAGUGCUGACCGAAGGCCUCCGUCACGAAUUGGCCGUGGCCGGUGAUGGCCACAUCAAAGCUUCCAGCAUCAGUCCCGGUUUUGUUGACACAGAAAUAUUUGAUGCUGCCAAACAGACGCACAGUAAAAUGAAGGCGUCAGAAAUCCUGAGCGCAGAGGAAAUGGCCGAUAUGAUAUGUUUUGUCAUGUCAACCGGACCAAAUAUAUUGAUCGCUGAAAUGAUUGUGUUAAGCCAAGGUCGUUGCAUACAAUCGUACCCACGUGCAUAA